Molecule: messenger RNA, 8887 nt
Organism: Lates calcarifer (barramundi perch)
Lineage: Eukaryota; Metazoa; Chordata; Actinopteri; Centropomidae
Gene: dspa
Product: desmoplakin a
Exons: 24
Coding region: 163-8322 (2719 amino acids)
Biological process (GO): wound healing; skin development; intermediate filament cytoskeleton organization
Cellular component (GO): cytoskeleton; intermediate filament; cytoplasm
Molecular function (GO): structural molecule activity
Source: RefSeq, a predicted model, not a curated record
GAUCCAAAAGCGCCUAGCUUCCGUCUAUUCACAGCAGACCAUUAUCUGCGCAACAGGAGACGGGGAGGGGAGAGGCGCAAGGUCUGUCCGCUGUCUGGACAGCAGAGCGAAAAAAAAACAAAAAACACAACUCUCUUUAACACCUAGAACAGCUCAGCAAAGAUGAGUAUGUACGGCUCUUCUUCGAGACUGGCCACCAUGGGCCAGAGAAGUAAUUCGCGACCGGAUUUGGCGAGUCCGAGCUUUCGAAACGACGUGUUCGUCGGUGGAAACGGCUUCCAGGGGGAAUACCAAGCAGGGGACGGCGGCUACACCUACACCACCUCUUACUCCAGGCACUCCGUACACGGCGGGGGGCCCGGACAGAAAGUGUACGUUAGCAAGGCUGGGGGCCCAAUUGGUGGUGGUGGUGGAAUGAGUGUACAGGCGAUUCAUCAAAAAUCCACAUUUCUGACCCACCAGUGUCACGAAUACCUGCAGAGAGCGAAGAUGAUUCUCCAGGCUGGGGGUCCAGUGGUUGAGGUGGAGAAAUUGUUGAGCAUGGCUGGAGAAUCCUUGGAACAGCUGAAGCUCUGUGGCCGAGAGCUGCAGCAAAUGCGUGUACCCAGCGAUGUCUUCAGAAAUGUAGAGCAGAUCCAGCACUUGUACGUUACUAUCGAACAGCAGCUUGUCACUGGCGUGGGCGGGAGACCAAACAGGGGCAGCGUUGGCUCCCUUGAGGGAGGGAGGAUCUUUAAUGAUGCCAUGGCCUGGAUUGCCCAACAGAAGCGUAUGAUUGAGACAGCGCCGUGGGGGGACGACUCAGAAACCAUAGAAAAACAAAUCCUAAGCCACAACAAAACCCACAGCUCUAUCCAGAGGAGUCAGGAAGUAGACCGUGCCAGAGAUGAACUGAGGGGCGACAAGUACAACCUCUCUAUCCUGGAACAAGAAUGGGACAGCUUGCAGAAAAUGUCCCACAGCCGUCUUGGUCAGCUGCGUGACCUUCAAAACAUCAUUGAGGAGAUCUCUCGGGCCAUCAUGUGGGUGAAUGACAAAGAGGAGGAGGAGCUUGUGUUUGACUGGGGAGACAGGAACAUCGACCAGUACAUUCCCAAGAAAGAAGAAAGUUACUCAAGGUUGAUGAGGGACCUGGAGGAGAAGGAGAAGGAGCUAAACAAGUUGAAGGUGAAAGCAGAUGGACUCCUGAACAACAACCAUCCUGCCUCCGAUAAGAUUGAAGCCUACAUGGAUACCUUGCAGACCCAGUGGAGCUGGCUUCUUCAGAUUACCAAGUGUAUCCAUGUUCAUUUGAAGGAGAACGCUGCCUACAGCCAGUUUUUCAAGGAGGCCAAUGAGACCUAUUCCAAGCUGCAGAAGCAGCAUGAGACUAUCCGAAGCAAGUUUACCUGCGACAAGAACACCCACCUGGAUAACCUCAUUGAACUCCUGAAAAACCUGGAGAAAGAGAGGGAACAAAUUCUGGAAAAUAAGAGACAGGUCCAAAGCCUGGUCAACAAGUCUAAGUCCAUUGUCAGGCUGAAACCUCGCAACCCUGAGGAGAAGACCACCAGCCCUGUCAUAGUCCAGGCCUUAUGUGACUUUAAACAAGACCAGAAAGGGAUUUUAAAAGGGAAUGAGGGCAUCCUGAAGGACAACUCGCAGCGCAGCAAGUGGCUUGUGACGGGACCUGGAGGUCUGGACAUGUUGAUUCCCUCUGUUUGUCUGCUCAUCCCCCCACCAAACCCACUCAGCAUUGGCCUCGCCAACAAGAAUGAGCAGUAUUAUGAAGCCAUCAUGGGCAUCUGGAAUCAGCUCUACAUCAACAUCAAGAGUCUCAUCUCGUGGCAGUAUUGCCUCAAAGACAUCAAUUACAUUAACUCUCUCACUGUCAGCAUGCUGUCCAAGAUGCGUCCUGACGAGUACCGCAAUGUCAUCAAAAGACUGGAGACUCACUACCAAGAGUUCAUUCGUACCAGCCAGGGAUCUGAGCUGUUUGGGGAGGAGGACAAGAAAACCAUCCAAGGCCACGUUGAUAAAGCCCAGAACCACUAUGAUACACUGAUUAUCCAGCUGCCUGCUUACGUAGUCAGUAAAGGGGACGAAGGGGCGAAGACUGAACCCCCAAAGCAGCCUUCGACACCCAAGAUCCCAAAGGCCACUGCCGCCAAGGUCCAAACUACAGCUCCCACAACCAGUUCUACCCUCAGCCUUACCCUGCUCAGCAGUCUGCAAGAAAUUCGACGCAGGCUGGAGCUGGCUGAGUCUGGUCUCACCAGUCAUCUCCAUGUUCCCCUGGGGGAAAACAGUGUGCACGAGUGCUCAGUGCACAUCCAGAGGCUGCAGACUGUGCACCAAGAUUUGGACUCUAUUCAUGAUGAGUACCUGUGCCUAAGAGAAAAGAUUAUAAAGCAACUGGAGGGGAUACCUGCAGACUCUGAGCAAGCCAAGUUCCUCCGCUCUGAACUAGAAAUCAUCAACCAGAAACUCGGAGGCCUGCAGGGUCUCUACUCAGCCUACCUUCAGAGACUGUCGGCUCUUAAGGCCUUGCUCCAGAGUCUUAUCCAGGCCGAGGAUAUCAUUAAAGUCCAUGAGGCCCGGCUCACAGAGAAGGAGACCACCUCUCUGGAUCUUCGGGAGGUGGAAAACUAUCGAAGCACACUAAAGCAAAUGAAGAGUGAUCUGGAGCAAAAAAGAGACCUGCUGACAGCUAUGGAGUCUGACUUGAGUAAAGCUGUGCACUGGAAUGAUCAAAUCUCUGAGUCCUUCCACAAGUGUGAUGUGGAUUUGUCCAAAUACUCAGACCUGGUGAGUCAGAUGUCUGACCGCUGGCGCCGCAUCCAAACCCAGAUUGAUAGCAGAAUGUGGGACUUGGAGAAGCAGGAGAAACAGCUGCAGCAUUAUCAGCAGAGCAGCACUUCCCUGGAACAGUGGAUAGACAAUGCCAGGAACCGGCAGGACACCCUUCAGAUGGUUAAGCUCAGUGACAUCCAGACUCUAAUGGACCAUCUCAACCAACAGAAGGCACUUCACACUGAAAUUAAAGGAAAGAAAGAGAAAGUAGAGGAUGUGCAGAAAAAUGCAGACACCUGUGCUGCAUCCAUAAAGGACUAUGAACUGCAGCUGGCUUCCUACAGUUCAGGCCUGGAAACUCUGCUUAAUAUUCCUAUCAAGAGAACAAUGCUGCACUCCCCCGCCUCUGUGGUCAGACAAGAGGCGGCUGACCUCCAGUCCCGCUACAUAGAGCUUCUGACUCGCUCUAGUGACUACUACAAGUUCCUAGGGGAGCUGCUGAAGAACAUGGAAGAGCUGAAGAUGAGGAACACCAAGAUUGACAUGCUGGAGGAGCAACUGAGACGUCUGAAGGAGGACCUCCAGGAUCGUAGUGAGAAAAACAAGUCUCUGGAGGAUGCUUUGGCCCGCUACAAACUGGAGCUCACUGAGUCAAGGGGUCAGCUCAUUUCUAUGGAGGAAGUGCAGAGAACCAAAGCAGCACAAGUUAAUGCUGCCAAGGAAAGCCUGGACAGCACACACAGCCAGCUUCAAGAACUUAAUGAGCAACUGACCCGCAUUAAAUACCAGCUGGAUGAGGAGAAGAGGAAAAGAAGGUUGGCAGAGGAGCGCUACACAAGCCAGCAAGAAGAGUAUGAGGGGGCUGUUCGCCGCAGACAGAAAGAACUGGAAGAGCUCAACUGGACGAAGAUUGACUUAGAGAAGACCGUGAAGGACAAGGAACGUGAACUGGAGAGGAUGAAGAUACUGCUAGAAGAGGAGGCGGCACGUCGACGAAAUGCUGAAUCAGAUAUCUCAAAGGUAAGAACACAGUGCACCCAGGAGGUUAAUCAACUUAAGCAGACAUAUGAAAAAGAGAUCCACGUUACCAAGACCACGAUCUUGAAAGCCUCACAACAGAAAGACGAAGAUACAGCAGAGCUCAGAUUGCAAGUUGACAGACUCACUGCUGAGAAGAGAGAUCUAGAGGAUGAGCUGAGAAGAUUGAGACAGUCUAUUACUCACACAGAGGAGCAGAAAAGCAGAGCAGAGCAGGAAGCCAGCCAGCAGAGGGCCUCAGUGGCACAAGAAACAAGGAUCCGUAGUGAGCUGGAGGUGCAGCUGAGAACCCUCAUGCAGCAGAGAGGAGAGGAUGAGCUCAAACUAAGGGAAGCCACCAAAAACAAUCAGGAAAAGUCUAGGCAGAUCAGCGUGCUAACAUUUAAUCUGGAUGAGGAGGGGAAGAAGAGGAGAGCUCUCGAAUUAGAAAUUAAUCACCUGAAACAAGCUGAGGCAGAGCUGAAGGCAAAGAACACCUCCUAUCUGGAGGCAAUUAACAAGCUUAAAGUGUCUGAGCAGGAGAUUCACAUUACCCGAGUGGAGCUGGAGAAGCAAACCAGUGAGAAAACCAAAGUUGAGCAGAGUUCUGCCAGGUUGCAGAGCCGUAUUCGGGAACUUCAGUGUUCUCUGGAUGGGAUGGAGGCUGAGUUGGAGAAGCAAAAGAAGACAAACCAAGAGGAGUUCACACGUAGAAAGAGAAUGGAGGCAGAGCUUGAGAGAAUGACACAUACCUGCAGAGAGCACACCACCACAAUUAAUACACUGAAAUCUGUUCAACUAGAGGCUACUAACUCUGGAAGGAAGUACGAGCAGGACCUUAGGGCCCUCCAGGAGGCUUUGGACAAGAGCCUGAGGGAGCAUAAAAUCACCAAGGAGGAAAUGGCAGCUGUAACAGCUGAGCUGAAGACAUUGAAACAGAAGCUCAUGCAGGAACAGGCCCGAAUUCAUGAGCUCAACCAACGUAACGAGAGCCUAUAUAAGACCAUUGAGGAGAAGAGCCGCCAGCUUAAUGAAUACACCACAGAGGUUGAAAAGCUGAAGACACUGACACAGAACCUGACAAGGGAGAGACUGAGGUUGGAAGAGGAGCUGAGGGCAGUUAGACAGGAGAGAGAUGAACUGAAGCUUUCCAAAGAUACUAUAGAUGGAGAGAGUGCCACUCAGAUUUCAUCGUUACAUGUCCAGCUUCAGAGUAGCACCAAGAGGACAUCGGAGCUCCAGGCUCUCAUCAAUGACCUGACCCAGGAGAGAGAAAAGCUUAAAUUGGAAAUAGACAAAUUCCAAAAGCAAUCGAUUGAGACAUCCAUCAUGGUGCAUGAGUCCAAGAGCCAAUACAGUGAACUGUUGCUGGAGAAGGAGAGUUUGCUAUCCAAGCUUAAACUGCUGGAGGGAGACAAGAAUCGCCAUCAGCGCAUUGAAGAGGAGCUCGCUCGCAUCAAGGUCACACUAGAGACUGAGCUCCGCAACAAACAGCAUCUGCAGGAUGAAAAGAAUGCCAUCCUCAAGGAUUUCAACUACAUGAAGAGCCAGUAUGAGCUUAGAGACAGUCAGAUUAGGCAGUGUGAAUCGGACAGAGACAAGGCUGAUCGCGAGAAGCUCUCACUGAAGAAUGAGAUUGAAAAGCUCAUGAGGGAGCUGAAGAGUGUUGAGGAGAGGUACAAGAGCAGGCUGUUGAGCUCUGAAAAGGAGGUGUCAGAUCUAGCUCUGAAGAGAGAUGCCCUGGAGAGAGAGAUACAGAGGCUACAGCAGAGACCUAGCACUCUGAACAAGCAGACUCAGACAGAUGAGAAGAUCCCAACCAUUGAUCCAUCCAAGCUGCUCUUUGAUGGGGUACGCCGCAAAGUCACUGCCCACCAGCUUUUCGACUGUGGUAUAAUCAGUAAAACCACUCUAGACCAGCUCCUAAAGGGACGAAAGACAGUAGAUGAGGUAGCUGUGGACAUCCAACUUAGUCUAAAGGGUACUGGCGUUAUUGCUGGCAUGACAACAGCGUCUCAAGGGAAAAUGCCAUUCACUGAAGCCAAAAACAAGAAACUCCUCAGCCCAGAGAGCGCCCUCAUGCUUUUGGAAGCUCAAGCAGCAACAGGCUACAUAGUGGACCCUGCAUUUAAUGAAAAGAUGCCCGUGGAUACUGCCUGUUCCAGGGGGAUUGUAGACACAGAAGACAGAGACAUCUUGGUGACAGCUGAAGCAGCUAGCACAGGCUUCAAAGAUCCAUACAGUGGCAAAGUGUUAUCCGUGGGUCAGGCUUGCAAACAGGGCCGCAUAGACAAAGACACAGCUGUCCGCUUGCUACAGGCUCAGGAGUCUGUGGGAGGCAUACUGGAUCCUGUUCUGAGUGUGUUCCUUCCAAAGGAUCUGGCCUUGGAUCGCAAUCUUAUUGAUGAGGAGCUCUACAGGGCUUUGAACAAAAAACCUAGCUGCUACCUGGAUCCUGCAACUGGAGAGAAGAUAAGUUAUACUGACCUUAGGAAGAAAUGUACAGUGGAGCCUGUUUCUGGCUUGCUUCUGCUCCGUGGUCCAGAAAAGCCCAUGACAGUAAAAGGUAUCCGUGGUGAAGUCUCUGUCACAGAGCUCAUCAAAUCUGAACUGCUGGAUGAAAAUGACUUGGCGAAGCUCAACCAGGGCAAGCUCACCAGCAAAGACAUUGAGGACAAGCUGAGGUCUUACCUCUAUGGCUCCACGUGUAUUGCAGGGAUCUAUGACGAGGCCAGUGAUCGAAUCCUGCCUUUCUAUCAAGCAAUGAAGGAAGGUCUGCUCAUGAGAGGAACCACACUGGAGCUUCUUGAGGCCCAAGCUGCUUCUGGCUUCAUUGUUGAUCCAGUCAACAAUGUCUUCCUCACGGUGGAGGAAGCCACAAAGAGAGGCCUGGUCGGGAAAGAGUUUAAGAACAAAUUGUUGUCUGCAGAGAAGGCAGUAAUUGGAUACACAGACCCAGCAACAGGAAAGACAAUCUCCCUCUUCCAGGCCAUUGAGAAAGAUCUUAUUGAGAAAGGUCAUGGAAUCCGUCUACUUGAGGCCCAGAUUGCCAGCGGUGGGAUUAUUGACCCCAAAGAGAGCCACCGUAUUGAUGUCGCUGUUGCCUAUAAAAGGGGGUAUUUUGAUGAAGAGAUGAAUGAAAUCCUAACUUAUGAAGGAGAUGACACAAAAGGGUUCUUUGACCCAAAUACCAAGGAUAACCUGACAUAUCUUCAGCUGAAGGACAGGUGCAUCACAAAUUCCAAAACAGGCCUGAUACUCCUGCCACUCAAAGACAAAAGGAAGCCCAAGAUGUCGCAGGAAAGCCGUACCAAUAUCCUCCGCAAGAGGCGGGUUGUGAUAGUUGACCCAGACACUGGGCUGGAGAUGUCAGUGAGGGAGGCCUAUCACAGGGAGCUGAUUGACUACGACACCUUCCUGGACCUGUCAGAGCAGGAAUGUGAGUGGGAAGAAAUAACUAUUAAGGGGUCAGAUGGCUCUGCGCGUUUGGUGAUAGUGGACAGGAAAACAGGAAUCCAGUAUGACAUCCAGGACUGUCUGGAGCGUGGUAUCAUUGACCAGAGGUCUUUGGAUCAGUAUCGCACUGGAAAGUUAACCUUGACCCAGUUUGCUGACCAAAUUUCCAGCAGAACUAGCGGAUCUGAGAUGAUGAUUUCAGCCAGCAAUGUUGAUGACAUGGUCACUUGCAGCAGCCCCACCCAGGCCACACCAUCGUCUCCUACCGUCCGUAGACGCUUCAGCAGUAUUUCUAUUACUGUCUCUCCCCCAGAGAUGUUUGAUGACCAGAGCCCUGUGGCAGCCAUAUUUGAUACAGAGACCUUGGAGAAGAUAACUAUUCCUGAAGGGCUCCGAAGAGGCAUAGUUGACACAAUUACAGCACAGAGGUUGCUUGAGGCACAGGCAUGCACAGGUGGUAUUAUCAACCCUGCUACUGGUGAGAGACUGUCACUGCAGGAUGCUGUCCAUCAGAGCAUCAUUGAUGACAGCAUGGCAACUAAGCUGAAACCUGCUCAGAAAGCCUACGCUGGUUUCGAGGAUGUGAAGACUAAAAGAAAGAUUUCCGCAGCAGAAGCAGUAAAGGAGACAUGGCUGCCUUAUGAGGCAGGUCAGAGAUUUUUGGAGUUUCAGUACCUAACAGGUGGCCUGAUCGAACCUGGCACUGGACGUCGCAUUACCAUCGAAGAGGCUAUCCGCAGGGGGUGGCUUGAUGGUCAGGGGGCCCAGAAGCUACAAGAUACACGGAACCACCAGAAGAACCUAACCUGUCCUAAGACGAAACUGAAGAUCUCCUACAAGGAAGCCAUGGACAGCUGCAUGGUGGAGGAGAGCAAUGGUAUGAAGAUGCUGCAGGCCACCUCCAUAUCCUCUAAGGGAAUCAGCAGCCCUUACAAUGUCUCUAACCCAGGAUCUCGCUCAGGGUCCAGGGCCGGUUCCCGUACUGGCUCCAGAAGCGGAUCUCGUAGAGGCAGUGUGGAUUACUCCUCCACUUACACCUACAGCUUCUCCUCCAGCAGCGCCACCUACAGCUCUUAAUGCACAGCACAGACAAAGUAUAAAACUAGAUUAGUUAUUACUAGCAUUUCCUAUGCAGUUAAGAGUACUUUUUUUAACAGUUCGCUUUUCUAAAAAAUUAUGCUAGUUAAUAGAUUUUGGGAGAUUUGUUUAAGUGCUGAAUCUGAUUCCUUUAAAUGUUUUGAUUGUUUGCAGUUUUGGUGAUUUGGUUUUUGAAUAUAAAGCAUAAUGCUGGCUAUAAUUCAUGCUUGUGUUCUAAUGCAUACAUUUUGAAUAAAUAUGUUUGUCAUAGCUCAUGUUAACAUAGAGCUUUUUUAGAUUAUAACAUUGUUAUUUUAAAAUAUGCUUGUUGACCUCAACAGCAUGCCCUAAAAAUUAAUUUAGCUAUUUUGUAUUCUUAGUUUAUUGCAGCUUGACUCAUGUAUGUUUCUUUCUAUUUUUUAGAAGAAAAAAAAGCUAUUUUGUUAAUUGCAAAUGCUAAGGUAUAGCUUAAAAUACUGACUUGACAAAGUACUGAUCAACUAUGAAUAUUCUUUGCCACUUAAUGUCCCUCCAGUGAUUAAAAAAUAAAGUUGUUGUAACAAUA